This is a messenger RNA of Bubalus bubalis (water buffalo), 1090 nucleotides long. RefSeq names its product protein enabled homolog. The transcript has 3 exons. NCBI's taxonomy places the organism in Eukaryota, Metazoa, Chordata, Mammalia, Artiodactyla, Bovidae. The record is from RefSeq and is a predicted model, not a curated record. The coding region runs from base 1 to 990 and encodes 329 amino acids.
AUGUUUAAAGAGGAACAGCCUUUAGCUCUCUCUCUCUCUCCAUCCUUUGUCGAUAAUCACAUUUUACCUGCCCCUGGACCACCGGCGAGGUCCGAAACCGGGCGGGCGGACGCCACGGCCGAGGAGCCGAGGGCGGCCGAGGACAGACCCUGCCCCGCCGCGGCCGCCUAUUGUUCCCGACGGAGGCCAGGCCGCGGCCGCCCGGCUCCCCACGCCGCCGCCGCCGCCGCCGCCGCCUGCCGCUCGCUCACCGCGCUGGUCCGAGCAGUAGCUCCUCUCAGCUCCGAGUCCCCGCGGCUGUCGCCACCGCCGGGGCAGCCACCGCUGCCGCCGCUGCCACCGUCGACUCUGACUCUGUCCCAGGCCGCCGGGCCACGGCCGCCGCCGCCACCACCAGCGCCGCCUCCGGCCCCCCACCUGCUGCUGAGGCUGCUCCUGCAGCAGGGGCCAUCUUGUUGGUCUGCCUCCUCUUCCUCCUCCUCCUCCUCCUCUUCCUCCGCCCCGUCGCUCGUUGUCCUCGUCCCCUUCCUCUUCCUCGGGCUCCGGCCCGCCCCAGAGACUGGGGCGGAGACGAGGGCGAGGCUCCUCCUUCCGGGGGCGGGUCAAGCGGAGGGGGCGGGGCGGGCGCGGGAGCAAAGCUCUGAGUCACCCGCCACCAACGCCGUGGAGGGAGGGCGGCGUCGCUCCCCGCCUGGACCCGGCGCGCACCCACGCCCUGAGCCGAAGAACUGGCCCCCCCAGCGCCUCGGCGUCCCGCGGGCAAGUGGCCAGACGGCGAGGGUCUGGCCAAGAGAAGAGAUUUUGCUGUCCUGUCCUUUCUUUCCUGCAUACAUCCCCAACACCAAGAGAAGUACUAUAUUUAGAGAAGCUUCUGUUUUUAAGCUGAUAAAUUCAAUUACUGUAACAGCCAAUGUUUUUAUAUUAUUUGUAAAUAAUAUAUCACACACCUUCCUAAAUUCUGAGCAGAGAACAGUUCUUUUUAGUUGCUAACACCGUCCUGCUAGUCAAAUUUCAGCUUCUUUCUAGAAGACCUAUUGAUGCCUUUAUACUGAUUGGAAUUAAGUCUCUUUGAAGUGGGCUGAAUCAGUAA